UGUCCCAAAUUGGGUCAUUUCUGACCUAACUGGCCCACCUCCUUCUUCCUCCUCCUCCUCCCCUCUCUCUCUACCUCGCAAGUUCAUUGGGCUUAGUUUCCAGUUGAUUUGAGAAAAAAAAAACUUCCACUUUACAGUUUUGGCUCACUCUAUACAAUCUCGGUUCAAUAGGGUUUUUAUAGUUCUUCUUUUUAGUUAUUUCAACACCAAUAUUGCGAAUACACCUCAUCCAUAUUGAUAAAAAGGUCACUGAGUGAUUAGCAAUGGCUCAGCCUAGCAACAAUAAUGCUGGAGUUGACAACACCUUUAGACGCAAAUUCGAUCGAGACGAGUAUUUAGAACGUGCUCGUGAGCGUGAACAAAAGGAGUCGGAGGGCCGAUCUAAGAAAUCGAAAGGUCCUCCGGUGCAAAGGAAACCGUUGAAGCACAGGGAUUUUGAGGUGGACCUCGAAUCUCGUUUGGGAAAGACUCAGGUUGUUACCCCAAUAGCACCCCUGAGCCAGCAGGCUGGAUAUUACUGCUCAGUUUGUGAAUGUGUUGUAAAGGAUUCUGCAAACUACUUGGACCAUAUCAAUGGAAAGAAGCAUCAAAGAGCUUUGGGUAUGUCUAUGCGGGUCGAACGGGCAUCUCUUGAGAAGGUCCAGGAGAGAUUUGAAGUUCUCAAGAAACGGAAAGAUACUGGCAGUUUUACCGAGCAAGAUUUUGAUGAGCGGAUCUUAAAACAGCAGCAAGAGGAGGAGGAAAGAAAGCUUCAACGUCGUGAAAAAAAGAAAGAAAAGAAGAAAGCGAAGGAUGCAGAGGAGGAAACUGAGUUUGACCCUGAUGUUGCAGCUAUGAUGGGAUUUGGGGGUUUCGGUUCAUCCAAAAAGUGAUCAUGCUUGAGUAUACCUUUCUUUGCCUAAUUAAUCUUCGGAAGCUUCUGAAAAAUUGAAAAAGGACUCUCUUUAAGAGGCAGCAUAGUCUAAACUCCAUUGCCUUCUAGAAAUUGUAACUCUUAAAAUUUAUUAUGUUCCUUUGAAUUGUACAGCUAGUAUAAAAAUAUUUUGACAUAUUGUUACAUGUUUUAUUGGUGAUGUAAAAUCUUUUAUCAAUUUUUGAACAUCUAAUGUUGCCCUAAACUUUUAGUAGUUAAUCUUUAUACAUUUGCUCA
Messenger RNA from Cornus florida, 1150 nucleotides. RefSeq lists its product as uncharacterized. Gene Ontology annotation, cellular component: U4/U6 x U5 tri-snRNP complex; spliceosomal complex. Gene Ontology annotation, molecular function: nucleic acid binding; zinc ion binding. Gene Ontology annotation, biological process: mRNA splicing, via spliceosome. Bases 264 to 872 code for a protein of 202 amino acids. The transcript has 10 exons. The record is from RefSeq and is a predicted model, not a curated record. NCBI's taxonomy places the organism in Eukaryota, Viridiplantae, Streptophyta, Magnoliopsida, Cornales, Cornaceae.